Molecule: messenger RNA, 7751 nt
Organism: Emiliania huxleyi CCMP1516
Lineage: Eukaryota; Haptophyta; Isochrysidales; Noelaerhabdaceae
Exons: 13
Coding region: 9-7751 (2580 amino acids)
Biological process (GO): regulation of translation; cellular response to amino acid starvation
Cellular component (GO): cytosol
Molecular function (GO): protein kinase regulator activity
Source: RefSeq, a predicted model, not a curated record
GCUUGUCCAUGAACGCCUCACAGGCUGUCAGCGCCGCCGACUCGCACAGCGACAAGCGCACGCACCGCUCGCUCCUCGAGCGGCUCCGGCAGCACAGCCGUGGCGAGUCGGGCUCCGCCUUUGUCGAGGCGCUGCUCGAGGCGGCGGCGGUGGCGGCGGCCUCGCCGCGACGGCGCACCCCGCUCGGCCACGCGCAGCUACUCAGCAUGGUGAGCGCCACCGUCGAGGAGCGCUGCGCCCUCGGGACAGCCGAGUGCGAGGCUGCCGUCGCGGCCGUCGGGCCACGCCUUCCGGCCCUCGCCGCGCUGCUGCACGGCGCCCACUCUUCGGGCGAGGGCUCGGCGGCGUGGAGGGUGGGCGUCUCGUCCGUCCGCCGCCUGCUGCGGGCGCACGGCUCGCUGCUCGCCUCGGCGCAGGCGUGGCUGCUCGCCGAGAAGGGCUCCGCCACGCCUCCCGCUUCAGAGGCUGCCGACGCUGCAUGCGCGCUCGCCGGCGCAGUGCUUCCGCUCCUCCUCGCGCGGGGCCGCGCGUCGGCGGAGCAGCAGCUCGACUGGGCGGCGUGGUCGAAGCUGCUCGGCGGCCUGCUGGCGACCGCCUCGCCCGCCGUCGCGAUCGACGGCUUUGCGCCGCUGCUCGGCGCCCUUCCGGCCGAGGAGCUGCUCAAGCGCGUGCUUCCGGCGGUGACCAAGGCGCUCAAGCGGGCGGCGGAGGGGGUGCUUCCGUGCCUGCCGAGGCUCUUCGCGGCGCUGCCUCGCGCGGCGCCGCUGCCCGCGGCCGCCGCCUCCUCCCUCUCUGAGCAGCUCGCCCCAUCCCUCCUCGCCGCAAGCCCCGCCGGCCGCUCCGCCGCCGCCGCCGCCGCGCUGCGCGCGCUGCGCUCGCGGCUGUGCGGCGGCGGCGCGGCGGCGGCGGCGCGCGCGCUGGUCGGCGCGAGCGGGAAGGGGACUCAGCUCUCGCCGCAGCAGCGUGUCUCUCUCGGCGAGGCGCUCGCUUCCCUCGCCUUUCCGCCAUGCGGCGCGGCAGCCGCUGCCGGCGCGGCAGAGGCGCAGGGCGCGGCCGAGGCGGCGUCCGAGCCGGCGCGCACCGCGAUGAUGGCGGCCGUCGGGAGCUGGGUCGGCGUGGCUGGCGUCGGAAGCGCGGACGCGGCGGUGAAGGCCGUCGGCGCCGGUCUGGCGGACAAGUCUGCAGAGGUGCGGCGGGCGCACCUCGCUGCGGUGCUCGGCGGCCUGCAGUCGGCGGUUGAGGGGGGCGGUGCGGAGGGCGGCGGCGCGUCGGGCGCGCUCCUCUCGCUGCUCAAGCCUUCGGCCGCAGGCGAGCCCCUCCUCGCCAUGGUCCGAUCCGCGAUUAAGAAGGCGCCCACGGCGCCCGCCGCCCGCGCGGAUGCGCUCGGCGCGCUCGCGGCGCUGCGGGAGGGGUGUGCGCUGAGCGAGCCGCUGGCGGCGGCCUGCACGGCCGACAAGCUCUGGCAAGCGGCUCUCAAGGCCAAGGAGGCGUUUGCGUGGGCGAGCGCGAGCAGCGCAGGCGAGAAGGGGUGGCCGGGAGGACAGCCAGGGCGAGAUCUGGGGAGAGAUGGGGAGAUGAGGCGUCUCCUGCGCGACAUGUGGGGAGGCGCCGGGCGCGAGGUAACGGAGCCGGCGGGUGCCGACGGCGCCGCGGGCGAGCCCGACGCCGACCCGGCCGACGCCGCUGCGGGGGCGGCGGUCGCGCACGGACGGAGGCUCCGCGCGGCGCUGCGUGCGGGGAUGUCGCGGCUGCGCGACGCGAGGUGCGAGGAGCUUCCGCCGCUCGUGCCGCGGUUGCUCCUCCUCUGCCACCAGCCCGCCCUUCUGCCCCGCGAGCCCGCCGGGCCGGGCGGCUGCGGCGGCCGGAGGCCGUGGGAAGAGGUCGCCUCCGCGUGGGGGGAGGCGGCGGAGGGGCUGCUGCGGGGCGCGGCCGACGCGGUUGCCGAGCUGGUCGCCUCGGACAAGGGCGCCGCCUCCGCCUCGCGCGACACGAGGCUGGCGGCGCUCGCCUCGCUGGGCGCUCUCGCCGCCUCGCCCGCCGAGGUGCGGGCUGCCGUCACCGCCGCCCUCCUCCCGCGGCUUGAGGCCCCGAUGCGCGAGGCUGCGGACGAGCUCGCUGCCGCGACGCCGUCGGAGGUCCAUGCGCUGCGUUCGCAGCGCGCGGCCGCCGCGUCGAGCACGCCAGGCGGCGGCGGCGGCGGCGGCGGCGGCGCCAACGGGCGAGGCGCCGACGAGGACGUGGAGGCUGCGAUCCGCGCAACGUUCGCUCGGCGCGCGGCGGAGGCGGGCAAGCCGGCGGCGGCCGAGAAGAAGCCGAAGGUGGACAAGGCCGAGGCACAGCGUCAGGCCGUGGCCGCGGCCGAGGCCGAGGCGUGCGAGAGGCUCGGCCGGCGCACCACCGAGCUGCGCCGCUUGGGCGAGCUCCUCUCGGCCGCCGCCGACGCCGCGCCCGCGGCGGUGCGAGGCAGGCUGCCGCAGCUGCUGCCGCUGCUCGUCCGGCUCCCGGCGCUGCCUGCUCUGCGCGCGGCGGACGGCGGAGGGUGGCUCGAGGCCCUCUUCGAGUCGCUGCUCGCGUGCGCCGCCGCGCCGCUGCACGCCGUUCGCGCGCCGGUGGCGAGGGCUCUGCUGCGCGUGCUCGCGCCCGGAGACGCGGCGGGGGAGAGUGGCGCGGGCGGCUCGGAGCCUCUCGCGCUCGCGCCGCUGCUCGAGGCGCUCCUCGGCGCGUGCGACGGGAUGCCGCUGCCGCCCGCGGGGUACAGCUUGCUCCUCCCGCUGCUCGAAUGCGCCCUCGCCGACCGGGCGGCGGCGGCGGCGUCGCUCAGCCUGCUCACCCUCCACGCCGCGCCCUCUUUGCCGCUCGACCAGCCGGCGCGCCGCACGAGCGUCCGCCUCCUCCUCUCCCUCCUCUCGAGCGACCGGUGGCGCGCCGACGCGGCGGUCGCGCUCGAGGUCCUCGCCCCGGCCCUGCAGCCGGCCUCGCUGCCGCAGCUUGUCCGCGCCGCCACCGCGGCCGAGGGGCCCGACGAGCGGUGCGCGGCCCUCAGCGCGCUCUGCCACGCGGCGCCGCUCGCCGAGGGGUGGCACCCUCCCGACGCGCCGCUCGCAGCGCGGCUCCACUUGGCGAGGUACGACGACGACGCCGCCGCCGCCGCGCGGGGCGCCGACGCGUGGGCGCUCUACGCCGGCUGCGUCGACGCCGCGGAGCCGGGCGCGCCGCCGCUGCCGGCCUCGCUCGAGGCGGAGCUGCUGCCCGAACUCGCCGCCCUCUCGGGCCGCGAGCGGGCACAGGCGGCGCGUGCGCUCGCGGCGGCCGCCGCCGACGAGCCGCCGCGGCUCCACACGCUGCUGCAGCGUCUCUUCGAGAUGCACAAGGAGGCGUCGCCGCCGCCGAAAGCCGCGGCGGGCUCCGAGGAGGAGGACGACGGCUGGCGAGCGCGGCACGGAGUCGCGCUCUGCCUGGCGGCGGUGGCGCCCGCCGCGUCGGUGAUGCAGCUGCCGGUGGCGUUCGCUUUCCUCAAGCGCGCGCUCGCCGACGAGGUGGAGGAGGUGGCGGCCGCGAUGACGGCGGCGGGCUGCGCGCUCAUCAACGAGCAGGGUGCGCCCGACCGGAUGGUGCCGCUCCUCGCCCCGAUGUUCGAGACGAUGCUCUCCGAGGCGGCCACCACCGAGGCGGACGAGACGUGGCGCGCGGCGAGAGAGACGAGCCGCCUCUCCUCACGGCUCGGGUGCGAACAGGCGGACGACCGCGUGCGCACGGGCGUCGUCGUCUGCUUUGGCGCCCUCGCGCGCCACAUCCCUCCCGACGACCCCAAGGUCGGGCUCGUGCUCUCGCGGCUCGUCGACUCGCUGGCGACGCCGUCCGAGGUGGUGCAGCGCACGGCGGCAAAGUCGCUCUCCGCGCUGCUCUCUCGGGCGGAGGUCAAGCCGCGCGGCGCCGAGGUGCUGCAGGAGCUGCUGGCGACGCUGCUGGCGACGCCGUCGUACGCGAUGCGGCGCGGCGCCGCCUUUGGCCUCGCCGGAGUGGUCAAGGGGCUCGGCAUUGCCAGCCUGAAGAAGGAGGGCGUGAUGGCGGCGCUGCAGGCCGCCAUCGAGGAGAAGAAGCGGGGCGAGGAGGCGUCCAACGCCAAGGAGGGCGCCCUCUUCGCGCUCGAGGCGCUCUGCGAGACGCUCGGCCGCCUCUUCGAGCCGCACAGACUUCCUAGAUACUUCCUAGGCGCGCUGCCGCUGCUCCUCUCGUGCGUCGCCGACGGCUCGGGCGGCGUGCGGCACGCAGCGGUGUCGGCGUCCGGCGUCAUCAUGUCGAGCCUCUCGGCGCAGGGCGUCAAGAUGGUGCUGCCGUCGCUGCUGCGCUCGCUCAAGGAGGAGGACAAGUGGCGCGCGCAGCACGCCGCCGUCGAGCUGAUGGGGUCGAUGGCCUUCGUCAACCCGAAGCAGCUGUCUGCGACGCUGCCGCAGCUCGUGCCGGCGCUCACCACCGCCCUCACGCACUCGCACGCAAAGGUGCGCGAGUCCGCCUCCGCCGCGCUGCAGUCGGUCGGAUCCGUGAUCCGCAACCCGGAGAUCUCCGAGAUCCUGCCGGCGCUGCUGCACGCGCUCGCCGAGCCGGCGGCGGGCACCGACGCGGCCCUCUCUGCGCUCGCGCACUGCCAGUUCGAGCAUUGCGUCGACCCGCCCUCGCUCUCGCUCAUCGUGCCGGUGCUGCAGCGCGGGCUGCGCGCGCCAUCGGCGCAGGCCAAGCGGCGGACGGCGCACAUCACGGGCAACAUGUGCUCGCUGCUCGCCGACCCGAAGGACAUCCUGCCCUACCUCGACAUGAUGAUGCCUCAGCUGCAGUCUGUCCUGCUCGACCCGAUCCCCGAGGUGCGCUCGACCGGCGCCCGCGCGCUGGGGCGGCUCUGCGCCGGCCUCGGCGUCGACGCCUUCCCGAACCUGAUGGCGUGGCUUCGCGAGGGCCUCCGCCGCGACUCGUCCGCCGUCGAGCGCGCGGGCGCCGCGCAGGGCCUCGCCGAGGUGCUCGCGGCGCUCGGCGACGAGGCGGUCUCUGACGAGCUGCCCGCGCUGCUCGCCGGCGCGGAGGACCCCGACCCGGCGGCGCGCGAGGGGCACGCGGCGCUGUGGACGCACCUGCCCCGCGUGCUUGGGCCUCGCUUCGAGCACCACUUGGGCGCCGUCCUGCCGGUUGUGCUGGCGGGGCUCGCGGACGGCGCCCGCGCCGGGCGCCGAGCAAGCGCCGAGCCGGUGCGCGAGGCGAGUUUGCGCGCCGCGCACGGCGUGAUCGCGACGUACACGCGCGCGGCGGCGGAGUUGCUCCUCCCCCCGCUGCAGCAGGGCCUCGCCUCAGACAACUACCGCAUCCGCCAGUCGUCGAUCGAGCUGCUCGGCGAGCUGCUGCUGCGGCUGACGGAGCGCGGCCCUCUUCCGGUGCUCGAGGAGGGGGAGGACCCGCCGGCCGACUCGCCGCUCGCGCACGUGCCGACAGCGCAGCAGCACGCCCUCCUCGCCGCGCUGCACAUCGCGCGCUCCGACACGGCCGCCGCCGUCAAGGCUGCGGCGGGCACCGCUGCGGCGGGCACCGUGUGGAAGACGCUCGUCGAGAACACGCCGCGCACCCUGCGCGCCAUCCUCCCACCCUCGCCUAGGCGCGCCAUCCUCCCCACCCUCGCCGCGCAGCUCAUCGGCACGCUGGCCGGCGGCGACGACGAGCCGCAGGAGGCGGCGGCGGCGGCGCUCGGCGAGCUCGUCGUCAAGCUGGGCGAGCGCGUGCUGCCGCGGCUGCUGCCGCUGCUGCGGCGCGAGCUCGAGGAGGGGGACGAGGACCGGCGCGCGGGCGCCGCCAUCGGGCUCACGCAGCUCAUCGCCUCGGCGGGCCGCGAGCACGUCGAGCGUUUCCUGCCCGAGCUCAUCGGCGCGGUGCGCGCCGGCCUCUGCGACGAGGCGGCGUCGGUGUACGGCGCCGCCGCGCGCGCCUUCGCCGCGCUGCAGCGCGUGGUUGGCGCGGCGGCCGUGCACGAGAUCAUCCCCGCGAUGCUCGAGCUGCUCGGCUCGGGCGACCCGGCCGACGCCGACGCCGCGAUGCGCGGGCUGCGCGAGGCGGUGGCGCAGCGGCCCGCCGCCGUGGUCCCCUUCCUGCUGCCGCGCCUCUGCGCGCGCCCUGUCAGCACCGCGGCGGCGCGAGCGCUCGGCGCCGUCGCACACUCUUGCGGCGAGCACCUCCACCUGCAGCUCGACGUGGCGCUGCCGCCGCUGCUCGACGGGGUCGUCCUCGAGGCGGAGCUCCUCCCCGCCGGCGCGCCCGCGGGCGCGGCCGAGCCCGAGCAGCGCGAGGCGCUGCUCGGUGCGGCGCGGUCCCUCUCGCUCUCCGUGGGCGAGGAGGGACUCCACCUGCUGUACGGCGAGGUGCUGCGCGCCGCCGCGCCAGCCGCGCCGCCGCACUCGCGCGCGGCGGCGUGCGCGCUGCUCGGCGCGGUGAUGUGCGAGCGCGCCGAGGAGCACGCACCGCACCUCGGGCCUGUCCUCGCCGCCCUCGUCGGGGCGAUCAACGCGCCGCAGCCCGCCGUGGUGCGCGCGGCGUGGGGCGCGCUCGACGCGCUCGUCAAGGCGCUGCCCAAGGAGCGCUACCCCCUCCACGUCCACACGCUGCGCGAGGCGCUCGCCUCACUCGCCGACGAGGCGCGCGCUGCUGCGCGCAAGGCGGCCGCCGCCGAGGGGUCCGACAUGGCUGGCCAGGCGGCGGCGGCGGGUCGCGUCGAGGUGGCGGGGCUGGCGCUGCCAAAGGGCCUCGCGCCGCUCGUCGCGGUCUACCUGCACUCGCUGAUGACCGGCUCCGCGGAGCUGCGCGAGGCGGCCGCUCUCGCGCUCGGAGAGGCGAUCGGGCUGACGCCGGUGGCGGCGCUCAAGCCUUUCGUCAUCCAGAUCACCGGCCCGCUCAUCCGCGUCAUCGGCGACCGCUUCCCCGCCGGCGUCAAGGCGGCGAUCCUCGCCGCGCUCACGCUGCUGCUCGGGCGCUCCCCCGCCGCGCUCAAGCCCUUCGUGCCGCAGCUGCAGACCACCUUCGUCAAGUCCCUCUCAGACGCGCAGCAGUCGGUGCGCGCGCGCGGCGCCGCGGCGCUCGCGGCGCUCGCCGCCAUCGCGACGCGGCUCGAGCCGCUGCUCACCGAGCUCGCCAACGGCGUCGCCACCGCCGAGCCCGACGCGGCCGCGUCGUCCGCGGACGCCACGCUGCGCCAGCCCGCCGCGCACGCCCUCGGCCGCGUCAUCGCCGCGUUCGCUGAGCCAGAGCCCGAGGACGCGGCGGAGGCGGAGGCGGAGGGCGCCGACGCGGCGGCCGCGCUCGCACUUGCCGCCGCGGCCGGCGUGCCGAGCUCAGCUCUCGAGGCGCUCGCCGCCCUCCUCGCCGACGCCUCCUCGGACGUGCGCCUCUCCGCGAUGCACGCCGCAAAGCGACUCGCGCGGUUGCGGCCGGCGGCGCUCGCCGCGGCUGGCUGUGCCGGCGGCGCCCUCCUCCUCCCGCCGGUGGCCGCGGCGAUCGCCGUCAAGGGCAACACCUUCUUGCGGAGCGGCGCAGAGCGAGCCUUGGCGCAGGUGCUUGCCACGUGCGCUUGGACGGAGCCCGCCAAUCUGCCGCCGGCUGGCAGCGGCCCCGGCCGCUUGCCUCCCGAGGCGCGCUCCGCGGCCGACGACUUCCUGCGGCGCUCGUACCGGCGGAUCCGCGCGAUGGAGUCCGAGGCGGAGCGCUCGGAUGAGGACCCCUGA